This is a messenger RNA of Archocentrus centrarchus (flier cichlid), 1078 nucleotides long. Its product is annotated as CD209 antigen-like protein E. NCBI's taxonomy places the organism in Eukaryota, Metazoa, Chordata, Actinopteri, Cichliformes, Cichlidae. The transcript has 6 exons. The record is from RefSeq and is a predicted model, not a curated record. The coding region runs from base 30 to 800 and encodes 256 amino acids.
UAGAGCUGACCGCCUCAGAAAAACAAGCAAUGGAGGAAAUUUAUGUCAAUGCUGAAGAUUUCAAAUCUGACAACCCAAUACCGUCAACAGUAAAUCCCAAGGGUCCAAGAAGCUCUACGAGAAGUUUCUAUUCAGGUGUUACUCUCUCUCUGGGACUGCUGAGUGUUCUCCUGCUGAUUGGACUCAUCACCCUUGGGGUCUACUUGCAUGAUUCGACUGCAAGUCUCUCUGCCAUGAGUAGCAAACUUUCCUCCAUGAAUGAGGAGAGAGACCAUCUGAAGGCAAAUCUUUCCACUAUGAGGAACAAACUUUCCUCAGUGAUCGAGAACAGAAACCUCCUGAAUGCCAGUCUAACUGAAAAGAUCGAAGAGCUGGAAAGACUUCAGAAUUUGUCCAAACAGAAGAAAACGUGUCCUGCAGGAUGGAGGAAGUUCAGUCGUAGCUGUUAUCUCCUCUCUCAAAGCUCUGAUUCCUGGGAUGCAGGUAGGAACAAAUGCAGAGAGAGAGGAGCAGAUCUGGCGGUGAUAGACAGCGCUGAAGAACAGGAUUUCCUCGCUACAUUCACCCAGAGACCGACUUGGAUUGGUUUAACUGACACACAAGAAGAGGGAAAGUGGAAAUGGGUAGAUGGAACGCCUCUGACUCUGAAGUACUGGGCACCUCAUCAACCUGAUAAUGGUGGUGGAGACCCAAAGUGGGGAGAAGAGGACUGUGCUCAAAUCAGAACUCUUGAAAACACUUUGUGGAAUGAUUUGUCAUGUGGAAGUUCUCUGUUGUGGGUCUGUGAAAAAGUACCAUAACACCACUUAUUCAUUUUUUGAAUAUAUGUGCACAUAUAUUAUGCAAGGUUUACUCUGGUUAAUAUUUUACUAUAUUUUCUUCUGAUUACUAUUAUUCUGAUUUCUGAAAAUGUAUUUAACUUUAGCUAAAUGGAUGCAAUCCUGAAAUGUACCUGUAACUAUAUACUGUUAUUUUUUAUCAAUAGAUCUACAUACUGUCAUGAUCCUGGGCUGUUGGCCCAGUGUGAUUUGUUUCUGUUGGAUAAAUUCUAAAACAAGACCACACGAUCAGUCCGAUA